AUGGGUAAGAAAAGCGAUGGUGCCGAGCUUCUCGUUGUCGUGGAUGCUGCCGUCGGGGUUAAGGAAUUGGCAGGAAAGCAAGCACAUGAUGACCGGGAUGGUAAGGCAUACGGUGGAAGAUUCAAAACUCCCGUUCGAUUAGCAGAGUGUUAUGAUCAUGGCGUGCUGAAAACAGAUCAAAUCCUAAGACGACCUCAAGCUGCAAAUGCAACGGGUGGCAGGUGUUCCAAGUUCAGAGCUACUCCUUUCGUGACGGACGGAUUGGGAUCAACCAAGACUGCGUUCUGGAGCUACCUACCUACAAUGGACAACUCUUUGUCUUUUGGCAACGUCGGUGCCGUGCGAGCAUUAAUUGUUAAGCUGAAGCACCAAGUGCCGAUGACAGCGCUGAAAGCUGUAUGUCACGAGCGACGCGUCACCGACAAGUUUUCUUCUGCUAACAUGUGCUGCAGUCAAAGUCCUCCUGGCGUGCUGCUUGCAACUGCCUAG
Molecule: messenger RNA, 489 nt
Organism: Peronospora belbahrii
Lineage: Eukaryota; Oomycota; Peronosporomycetes; Peronosporales; Peronosporaceae
Source: the annotation of a GenBank genome assembly